AUGUAAGCCCAUAACAGUCAAUCCGGCCCAAACAAUAAUUUAAUUAUGAAUGGCCCAACACAUUUAUGUGUAAGCCCAUAAUAAGCAACCCGAACCAAAAAAUAAUAUAAAUUUAAAUCACAUCGUAAAUAACAUAAAGCCAACUUGGAAUCAAGGCUUAAAGUUCAACCCGUCUUUCUCCUCUCUGAUUCCACCAACAGAUCGAUCAUGGCUUCUUCUGAAUCCAGAUCAGCCGCCAUCCUCUCCAUCGUCUUUUUCGUCCUUCUCCUGAGCGUUAAUACCAUACCAUCCUCCGCUACGAAGCGCCAUGUCAUCAAUUUCCGGCUGCCAGGUCUCUACCCGGAGGGCAUGGCAUGGGAUCCGUCCGGCGAGCACUUCGUAGUCGGUUCACUCCGCCGCCGCACUAUCCACUCCGUCUCCGAUGCCGGCGUCGUUCAAACCCUAAUAUCCGAUCCCGAUAUACCGGAGAACGCCACCAUCCUCGGCCUUGCCGUCGAUUCCGCUCACGGCCGUCUACUUGCCGUUGUCCACUCCGCACCGCCUCUCCCUCCCUUCAACGCCCUCGCCGCCUACGAUCUCCGUGCCCGCGGCGACAGCGGUCGUCGCAUCUUCCUCUCUAUCCUCCCUUCUCUCCCCGGCGAUGACGGAGGCAGCGGCCGCGAUGUCGCCAGCGACGUGACGGUGGACUUCAGAGGCAACGCCUACGUCACCAAUUCGGCCAAAAACUUCAUCUGGAAGGUCGAUCGAGAUGGCGUAGCCUCGAUCUUCUCCAAAUCUGCUUUAUUCACAUCGCAACCGCCAGCCCCCGAUCGCGACGCAGUGGUCACCGAUCGCGGCCUAAACGGAAUUGUUUACGUGAGCAAAGGGUAUCUCCUUGUGGUUCAGAGCAACACAGGGAAGAUGUUCAAGGUGAACGAAGACGACGGGACGGCGAGGGUGGUGAUUCUGAACGUAGAUCUGACGGCGGCGGACGGAAUCGCGCUGCGGCGAAGCGACGGCGUGGUGGUGGUGGUGUCGAAGAAGAAGCUGUGGUAUGUGAAGAGCCAGGACAGUUGGAGCGAAGGGGCGGUGUACGACGAGAGUGCACUAGACGGAGAAGGGAUGGCGACGUCGGUGGUGACGGCGGCGGAGGGAAGGGUAUAUGUGUUAUAUGGGAGGGUGAACGAGGGUAAAACGGGGAAUUACGAGGAUGGGUCCGUGCGGAUAGAGGAGGUUUGGUCGGAGAAGGAGAGAGGGGAAGAGCAUGUUUGGCUGUACGUGUUGCUUGGACUUGGUCUGGCUUACUUCUGUUUCUGGAGGUUUCAGAUGAAGCGCCUCAUCACCAAUUUGGACAAAAAGACCCUUUAGCCCCCUCCCCCCUUUUGUUAUUUUUUUUAGGUUAUGAGUUCUCUGUUAAUUAUUCUACUUCACACACAAGUUUCAACCACUAGUGAUUUGAUUUUGAUUGGUGAUUAGUUUAGAAGGAAAAACCCUCUGUCAAGUUUCAAGGUCUAGUGCAGAAGAAUUUCAGUCUAUGUACCAAAAGAUACGAGCUUUUAGACAACCCUUACGGGGUUGCGGAGAUCAGCCAUAGAGGGAAAAAGUCACUGCAUCAUAUGGGUUGCUUCUUAUUAGUGUAAAAGGAAACCUUCUGUCCAGUUCCAAGUUCUAAUGCAGAAGAAUUUCUCGGCCUA
This is a messenger RNA of Tarenaya hassleriana, 1673 nucleotides long. RefSeq lists its product as uncharacterized. Gene Ontology annotation, cellular component: endoplasmic reticulum. Lineage: Eukaryota; Viridiplantae; Streptophyta; Magnoliopsida; Brassicales; Cleomaceae. The transcript is spliced from 2 exons. The record is from RefSeq and is a predicted model, not a curated record. The coding region runs from base 208 to 1347 and encodes 379 amino acids.